Gossypium arboreum is the source of this 1407-nucleotide messenger RNA. Its product is annotated as protein SRG1-like. The record is from RefSeq and is a predicted model, not a curated record. The transcript is spliced from 4 exons. The coding region runs from base 84 to 1136 and encodes 350 amino acids. Lineage: Eukaryota; Viridiplantae; Streptophyta; Magnoliopsida; Malvales; Malvaceae.
AUACCCCUCAACGCCUACCUUAUAAACUUAACUUCACCUUGUUAAUACAAAGCGAUUUCCGAGUAAUCUUAGUAGUAUCAAACAUGGCGAGUUCUUCAAAUACCCUUGCUGAGGUGCUGUUGUCAAGGCGAGUUCAAGAAAUGGUCGUCAAUGGCGAACAACCUGUAUCACUUUACAUUUGUAGAGAUGAAAAAGAUGCUCAAAAUGCUCCAAUUUCCCCGUUAGCUCCAAUCCCUAUUAUCGACCUUAGUCUCCUCUCAUCAUCAAGCACUGAAGAAGAAUUGCAGAGGCUGAAAUCAGCACUAUGCUGUUGGGGUUGCUUUCAGGCUAUAAAUCAUGGGAUACCAAGUUCAUUUCUUGAUGAGAUUCAGCAAGUGACGAGGGAAUUCUUUCGACAGUCAAUGGAAGAGAAGAAGAAAUACAGCAAAGGAGUAGUGGAAGAGAUGGAAGGAUAUGGAGGUGAUCCUUCCCCUGAACAAGGUCAAUUCCUUGACUGGCAAGAUCGUUUGCUUCUCACUGUUUACCCUUAUGAUUUAAGGGUCCCCAAGUUUUGGCCUCAAAACCCUCAAUCAUUCAGCGAAAUUUUAGAAAAUUACACAUGCAAGAUGAGGAUGGUGACAAAGCUUGUUUCAAAAUCCAUGGCUAAGUCAUUGCAUUUAGAGGAAAACUGCUUCUUGGAACAAUUUGGUGAAGGAGCAACAUUGCAAGCAAGGUUUAACCAUUACCCAUGUUGUCAAAGGCCUGACAUUGUUCUUGGCUUAAAACCUCAUUCAGAUGGCACAGGUUACACCAUCAUCUUGCAAGAUAUUGAUGGCCUUCAAAUCCUCCAAAAUCAACAAUGGCUUACUGUUCCCACCGUACCAAAUGCCCUCUUCAUCCUCAUGGGUGAUCAAAUGGAGAUAAUGACAAAUGGGAUAUUCAAGAGCCCAGUUCAUAGAGUAAUAACAGACAAAGAGAAAGUGAGGACAUCAAUUGCAGUUUUCUACACACCAGAGAAAAACAAAGAGAUUGGACCCCAAGAUGGUCUAGUGAAUGAGGAAAGACCAAGACUUUUCAAGCAUGUUAGAGAUUAUGAAAUCAUACAUUGGGAGCAUUACCAAAGAGGUAUGAGAGCUCUCCAUACUGCACAAGUUUAAAAUAAUUGGUUGGUUUUACAGUUUAUGUAUAAGGUUCGUAGUUAUCUUCUCAAUAAUAUCGUUUUUAAGGUUUAAAUUUGCGUUUUGCAGCCAAUAUUUAUUAGUAAAACACCUGUAUAUAUUAAUGAGAAAUUAGUUAAGUUUGGGGUCAAAAUAAUAAAUGAUUGGGUUGAAAAAAGAAUGUAAUAAAUAUACAAUUAAUAUAUGUUUGUAUGUAAUUAGGAUAAUUUAAUUAAAGUGUUAUUAAAAAUGUUGUGAAAAGUUAAAAUAA